Fundulus heteroclitus (mummichog) is the source of this 4903-nucleotide messenger RNA. Its product is annotated as NTPase KAP family P-loop domain-containing protein 1-like. The transcript has 3 exons. The record is from RefSeq and is a predicted model, not a curated record. The coding region runs from base 86 to 1954 and encodes 622 amino acids. NCBI's taxonomy places the organism in Eukaryota, Metazoa, Chordata, Actinopteri, Cyprinodontiformes, Fundulidae.
CACAAAUGAGGAAUCCACAAGGAUUGAGCAGAAAUCCGACAAAAGUUCAAAGCCCCGUGCAGCCAAGCUGUCAUUCACAGGCCUAAUGUCUCUCAUCUGGAAGCUGCUCUUCUAUAAACCAGUCUGGACCAAAGAGAACCAGAAUCAACACAAUAUCAGGUUCAUUUAUGUGAAUUUCAGCGCUUGGCAUUUUGCAGGCUGUGACCUACUAUGGACUAAGAUGGCCAUAGGGUUGUUUCACGCCAUGCAGAUGAACUUUGGGAAACUGGCCCUUGCACUCUUCCUUGUCACUCAAUUCAACAAAGAGGAAGUAAAGAAACAGGGGGAGAAAGAAAAAAAGAAAAACUGGAUUCCGAAGAAGGUUUGCUGCUGUCCCUGGUGGCUUGUCAUCCUGUUCAUCAUUAUUGUCCCUAUAUUCCUAGUAGUGGGCAUUUUUGUAUGGGGCCUUACUAAAGCUCAUGUAAACACAGAGGAGCAAAGGACUGAUACGAAUAGUGAGGUGGAUGCACUGAAGAAAUUUUUCAUUACAUUACUAGGAGUCCCAGCAGUAGGUGCUCUGAGGUUUGUCCUUCCGAUUGGCAAGAACCUCAUCUUCAGCCAGGCUACGAAGAUUAAGAAGGAACUAGAAAACGAUCAGAAGAGCAACAAACAGGGAUCCAGGAACCAAGUCAGGGAGGGAAUUUCGUUUCUGACUCAAUUCAUCAAGUUUAUGGAGGUUUUUGAAAGGAGGAGGAUUCGUAUUGUAUUGAAGAUCACUAACCUGGACCGUUGCUCCCCCAGUGAAAUUGUUGCAGUCCUGGAGGCCAUCGAUAUUUUAAUUUCAGAAAAGAAAAGCCCAGUUCUUUCCAUCAUAGCUCUAAAUCCAAACGUUCUGUUACAAAAAGUCAAAGCGGCGAAAAGCUGCUUCUGUAAAGAGGACAGAGCUCACGUUCUGCUGAACCGCGUCGUCACUCUGGCCUUCACAGUCCCACCAAUGAGCGGAAAUUUAAAGCAAAACUUAUUUCAAGAUAUUACCAGCAGUUCAGAAAUCUCUGAAGAAAUCCCUAUGGAUAUGGAUCAAUUAAAGGUGUCAAUUCUAAUGGACAACAAAAACACCCUUUAUGUGGAGGAAGACAAACUGGAGAAAAUGGUCAAGAGGAUCCUGAGCAAUGCUGAGAAAAAGCUAAACAAGUACAUGUUAGAUGACGCCAUCUCAAGAAAGAGGAUGAUCAACUCAGUCUGGGUAACCUGGAUAAUCAUGAAGAUCUUGAAGAAAGAGUUUCCUGCUCCAGAGCACACUGCAGCAUGGGUGGUCCUAGCCAACCAGUGGCCCUGUCGAUUCAGCUGGAUCAUCCAGUGUGUGGAGGAUGAAAAGCAGAGAGCAGCUAUUGAUCAACAGAACAUGAGCACUGAUGAUUCAAAGACCCUAUGGAAGGUCUUCAGCGAGUCCAGGGAGGAGCUGUAUGUGAUGCGGGCACACAUCCAAGACCUCCUGGAGCAGGACGGGGAUCCUGAAAUGUUCGAAGCGUUGCUCAAGGACAAAGAGUUUGAGUUCACCUUAAAGACCCUGGAGAUCUUUCAAGUGGCGAUGGUGAACCUGGAUCACUCGAUCAGGAGGGAGCUGGCUCUAAUCAGAGGGACAUCCAGGCUGAAAGACUCGGGCUGGAUGAGGAACGUUGCUCCUCUUCCGGUCACAAGUCUUAUCAAAAUGACCACAGAGGAUAUCUGCAAAGAGAUGGAAAGGAUGAAACUGGAGAAAAAAUACAUUGAUACGGUGAAAGACCAUAAGAUCAAUGGCUCUGCUCUGGUCUUUGGUGAUGCAGAGGAUCUGAAAGCCCUCCUGGGUAUGACGUUUGGCGAAUGGGCAACUUUCAAAUUGCACUUCUGUCUCACCUCACCGGCCACGGUAAAAGAAUAUGGUGCCAGUACCUUCCAAGAUCCAGCUGUGAAAGUUCCUCCAUCAUACUCCCCAUAAUUACACAUCUACCUCCAGUCUGCGUUAGCAGCUGCAUCUUGUAACAUACCACUGCUUCUUAACUAAAUAUACGAGUGAGCUACAUUAAAAUAGUACCUGAAUAAAAUAAGGUCCAAAGUUGUUCCACUGUUUUAAAGAAAAAAUCUUUUCUACCUCUUGCCUAUUUUUGCAUAGCUUGUCGAGAUAACUGAGAUUGAUACAUGGAUUCAUGCAGAGGAAAUGCCCCUAAAAUCCUCAAGGUCUCACUUGUCUGAAGGCCUAAGAACGAAGCCUGCUUUGGUUGCUGUGUUGUGAUUAUUUUCUUUUCUUCCUUUGCAGAAUUAAAUCUGCUAUAUCGUAUAAUUGUAUGUAUUAAUGAAUCAGGGGAUUAAGAAUAUGAUUUGAUUUCCAUGUAACUGUAAUAGUAAUGCAUAUUGAAAUGAGUUAUAAGCAUGGCUGUAAGUGUCACAGAUUUUCAUGAGUCUGAAGAAAGGAGCAAGUUGUAUCUUUAAACAAAGAUAAGAAAGAAGACACUGAGAGGGCAGUUUAACAGGUGGACACUGUAAUAUAAAAGAGAUGAAUGCAAUAAGUUGUACAAUUUAUGAGCUGAGAUGUGCAAAGUGUGAAUUAGGGAAAGACGCUGUUGAAGAGACAGAUCUAACCCAAACAUCAACAAUCAAAGUGACAUUUAGCCUAAGACACGGGCCGUACAAAGGAAUUUGUUAUUACUACCAAUGCUAGCUUAAAACUUUCAUCCUCAUCAAAGAAGCUGGCAUCUUUUAGAGCAGAAAUCUGCGGUAUUAUAAUCUCUUUUUCCUUCUAAAUGAAGUCCUUGUCUGAAACAAGUAGGAAUGCUGUAGAAAUCUGAAGAAACCUGCUGUUAUCAAUUUUUUCUUCAAUAUGAAAUAAUUCUCCAUAAAAAGAACAAAUCCUGUUUAAAAGGACUGAAGCAUUUUCCAAAAUAAAACACUUUGUGAAGAUAUUAACCCAAGAGGAUUAAAGAAACUGAACUUUGGCCAUAAUUUACCCAUCUCGUCUCCCAGUAAGGUGAGCGAGGAAGAGAGCAGAGGGAGAAAUAGCAGCUCUGCUCUGAAAGCCUUAUCUCGCUCAGCGGAUGCUAGAACAACCUUCAGCUAAGAGACAGUGACACACUUAAACAUCUUGAAAACCCAAAGCCCUAUGCCCACCUUUUGUUUACAGAUUUUAGCUCUGCCUUUAAUACCUGUUAUGGAAAAAUAUGAUUACUUGUUAUAUUAAUCAGGCAUUUUUAUGGAAAACAAUAAGAGGUAUCUUCUGGUCCCUAAACUGUGUCAUGGAAGAAGGUGGGGUUUGCCCCUCUGAGGCAGAACAUGCACAGCUACACAGGGUGUUUGUUUUAAGGUAUGAAAGCUAUUUUAUGGUUCUUGAGGUAAUCUGGUUUGACCCCCUGAUAGGACAUCUGGGUGCUAAAUCACCCUUACUUCAUGAAGACUCUCGAGAGAAUAGUCUCCUUGUUUUGGGAGCAGAUAGGACCUGGAGCCUCAAUGUCUGGGCCCACAACACCCAAACUAACUGGGAGGGGCGGCCAUUCUUUUAAAAAGAUGUGUUUGAGUAGUGUAAAGCAGACAAAGGGCUUACAAUGGCUGGGAGAAGGACGUUGGUAACAUACUGAAAUUAAGCUUGUAAGUUUUUCUUUGUCUCUUUGGAAUUCCAAAUGACAUAAAUAUGCAUAUUUUAAACGUUUGGUUCUAAUAAUUGUUUCUCCUUUACUACCAAAUCUUGAACCGGGGUACAACGGGCCGCGGGGAAUGGACAGGAGCGGGGCACUUUUAAAUCUUAACAUACCCUACAACCUCACCUGCUCAUCAAGAAAUGACAGCAGAUGAAUCUUAAUCCUUUUCUUAUUAAAUGGUUUUAUUCUUUUUUUAACAAAUAGAUCACAGCUUGUUAAGAGUUAUCACCCCCCGGUCAGAGCCAAGGGCCAUCAGCACUCAGGGUUGCAUUACCUCUCCGGUCCUUUUUAUUAUUUACACAAACGAUUGCAUCAGCAGCUGCCCAGGAACUUAUGUUUUUUAAGUUCCCUGGCAAUGCUGCUAUUCUCUGCUUGCUGCAUGAAGAUAUGGACCCCUCAUCAUAUUUUAAUGAGCUACAGUCCUUUGUUCAAUGGUGCCAUGACCAACACCUUGUCAUCAAUGCCAGGAAAACAGAAGAGAUAAUCACUGACCCCAAGUCUAGGUGACAGUUGGCCGCUUUUUAUUCAUGACCAAAAAAUACGCGAGGUCUGUUUUUACAGAUAUCUGGGUGUACACUUAGAUAACUUGUUCAAGAGGGUAUAUUCAUGGCAAUAUGUUAUGUUUCCCUCUACAGCAGAGACUGUAUUUCUUACGUCGACUCAGAGUCUUUGGGGUUAACCAGAAGCUCAUGUAAAGCAUCAUCAGGUUUGGAACGUCAACGUAGUAUGGCAACCUCUCUGUGCAACUAAAAUCUAAACGUAUGGUACAAACUGCAAUGAAGGUGACAAGAACGACUGAUAACAUUUCUCGGCAAUCCAUCUAUGAACAGUCUGUCCUCAGACUUGCUUGCUACUGUCUGAUCCCACUCACGUCCUCAACUCACAAUACAAGCUGUUACCAUCUGGCAAACGGUUUAGACUCCCUGCUUGCAGACUUAAAUUUAAAAACUCAUUUGUCCCUUCAUCAAUCAGAUUGUUAAAUAAAGCUAACGUAUAGUAUCUUGUCAUGCUUCUGAUGCUCUGGUCUUAUCUGCUGCUUCACUUGCUGGAUUGUAUUUGUGAAUGUGUGAAUGUUCUUUUAUGGAUCAGCUUUUAUUGAACAUUAUCUGUUUACUUGUUUAGAUGAAUUGUAUUGUUUGUGGUGUAUUUAAUUGCUGAAGCAGCUUUGUUUAGCGUAUGAUUUCCCGUGGCCACAAUAAAGUAUCUAUCUUAAAAUUCUAAAGAAUUUGUGGCCAUUCAGUUAUUAGUAAAAAAAAAAA